AUGUUGGGCUCCGCCCACCCCGCCCAUCGAGCCGUCGCCCUGCGCCGCCCAGCCACCUCCGCCGUCCUCUCCGCUGUUCUCGCCCGGACCACCCUCCCACCGCCAUCGGCCCCUGUCGCGCGCUCCCCCUCUGCUCACCACGCGCCCCCACCAUGCGCGUCUCCGUCCCAGUUUGCCCACCGUGCACCUCCGCUUGGCCGGAGUGAUCGGGGGGGGGCAGGUUUGGACGUAUGCCGGGGGUUGCCCCGCCCGCGCUUGCCGCUCCGCAGCGUCAUCCGCGAAGGAUGGUUGCUCCCCGCGGCUUGGCGCGUAGGCAGCGAGAGCCGGUGGCGGGGCUUGGUGAUGGGCGCACGGGUGGCAGAGUCGCCAGGCGCUGGUGCGCGCGCAGCAGUGAUAGGGGUCAGCAGUGGCGAGGGGGAGGAGAGGUGGCGCGGUGAAGGGGUGGAAGUGGGUGGGGCGGAGAGGGAGGUGGGGGGCGAAGGUGGAGCGAGUGAGCAAGUGGUGUUCGAUCCCCCAGCGCUGCCAGCAGCGUUUGAGGGGGUGCAGCAGUGGGUGGUGUUCUCCGACCUCCACGUGUCGCGCCGCAAUGCAGAGCUGUGCGCCGCGCUGCUCACACACGUGCACCAGCUCGCCAAAGACAGGGCGGCAGGCGUGGUGUGUCUGGGGGACUUCUGGCAUGUGAGGGGGUCGCUGCCAGUGGAGGCACUCAACGCUGUCAUGCACGCCAUGGGACCCGCCGUGUGGACUCAACCCACCCUCAUGAUCCCCGGCAACCACGACCAGGUGUCAGUGGACGGCACGCAGCACGCGCUGGCAGUGCUGGAGCGCAUCAACCCGCACAUUGUGGUGCUCUCACGCCCCACCGUGCUGCUCGCCGCCCUCUGGCUGCCCUUCCGCCACCACGCCCCCCUCCUCUCCGCCGCCAUGCACCAAGCGCUGCACGCCCCCCCGCCCUCCACGCCCCCCAUCCGCGCCGUCUUCAUGCACGCCGACGUGGAGGGCGCGCGGCGCAGCAGCACGGAGGGCGCCAUAACACUUCCAGGGGAGGGGUUGGAUCCGCUGCUGCUGCCACCGGGCGUGCCUGUGUACUCGGGCCACCUGCACCUGCCGCACACCGUGGCCAAGGGCGGUCACAGCGUGGUGUACGUGGGGUCGUGCAUGCAGCACAGCUUUGGCGAGGCGGGGCAGAGCAAGCGCGCCGUGGUACUGCGGGGCGGCACGUGGGAGCACGUGGAGGACAUCCCUCUGCACGUGGGGCCGCGCCACUUCAUCAUCCCCACCACUGCUUUAGCCUCGCAGCCGGGUGAAGGUGAAGGAGAGUCGGGGUGGCAGGCGGGCGAGGGGUGGCAGCAGGUGGUGGCGCAGCUGCGGGCGGGCGACCUGGUGCGGUGGGAGGAGCCUGGAGGGGCGGCCGCCAAGGACACCAGAGACGCGCUGGCGUCUCUGCGUGCCACAGGCGCGUUGGUGCAGACAGUGGCAUCUCAGGCGCUCUCCCGCCCGCCCCGCAUCCUUCAGGCCGACACUCUGGAGCCCUCACGGGUGUUUGCCAGCUACGCCACUGCCGCCCACCUGCCGCCACCCGUCCUGUCUGCCGCCCAAGACCUGCUCAAGGACUUGGAAGUGCCACCCAGACUCAUGCACAGCACCAGCGCGCACGUGUGCCUGGAUGCGGUGCAUCUGAGUGGCUUCGGCCCCUUCCUCGCGCCCACCACCUACCCCCUCGCUGCACGCGGCAUCGUGCUGCUGUGUGGGCGCAACGAGGUGGCGGGGGGGGCGGCGGGCGACAGCAACGGGGCGGGCAAGACGUCGCUGGCCAUGGCGGCGCUGUGGGCGCUCACGGGCAGCAUGGACGCGCGGCCUGAGUCCCGCCAAGGGCUGCGCAUGGCCGAUGUCGUGCACCGCAGUGGCCAGGGGGAGGGGGAGGGCGAAGGGGAGGGGGAACCUCUUCCUUUGUGCCCACUUUCCCUUGCUAAACCUCUCCCCUUCUCUCCUCUCCCCUGCCUCCCUCCCCCUGUGCGCCCCUCGUGCCGGUGCAGCCGGCGGUCGGCGUUGAGGUUGGAGGUGGAGGGGCGGGACCAGACAUGCCAGGAGAUCAGACUCACGCAGGAGAGGAUCGACGCCCUCAUGGACACGUCUCUCCUGUCCCGCACCGUCUUCUUCGGACAGCACUCCACCGCAGCGCUGCUUGAAGCCAACGACGCUGACUUCAAGGCGGAGCUGAGUGGGGUGGUGGGCAUGGACGUGUGGGGGGCGGCCAGGGCGCGCAGCAAGGACGCGGUGAGGGCGCUGCAGGCACGCGUGGGGGAGAUGAGGGGCGGCCUGGCGGCGCGCAGGGAGGCCGUCAAGAAGCUGGAGCGCAUGGUGGAAGACGCAGAGGGUGCCUUCAACACCUGGGAAGCGCACAGUGCGAACCAGCGCCAGCGACAACACCCGCUCACCUCCCUCACCCCCUCACUGCCCUCACCUGCCUUCCCCACCCACACGCCCGCCACCAGGGCGGCACGGCAGCAGCGGGUGGGUGUGCAGCAGGUGGGGGCGGAGCAGCAGCUGGCAUCGGCCUCAGUGACUGCAGGGCUGAGAGAGCAGCAGCAGCGGCUGGGGGAGUUUGAGGCGCAUGUGGGGGGGGCGGUGGGGGGAGGGGAGGUGCUGGUGUGUGACAGGUGUCAGCAGCCCAUUGAUCCGCUGCAUGCGGAGGAGUGCAGCAGGCAGCUCAGGGCGGAGGUGGAGGAGACGCAGCGACAGCUGGCAGGCAAGCAGCAGGCACGGGAGGUGUUGCAAGAAGAGCUGGUGGGCGUGAGGGGAUGGCUGGAGGCACGGCAGAGGGAGAGGCGCGAGAGCGAGGAGAGGGACGCGCAGGCGAGGAGGCAGCAGCAGCAGGCGGCUAUGGCACAGCAGGAGGAGCUGAAGGCAGUGCAGCGCUACACAGCAGCGGCCUCGCAGGCCCUCGACUCGCUGCUGCUCUUCCUGCACUGCCACUCCGCCCGCCUGCCCGCCACACCACCACUGCCCCCCGCCUCUACCCCCACCACGGGCCCAGGCGUGGAUGGUGAGGGCGGGGGGGCGUGGCGGCAGGAGGUGGUGGCGGCGGUGAUCCGCGAGGCGGCCACAGCGGUGGCGGAUGCACAGGCGGCGGAGGCGGAGGUGGAGAGGUGGCGGCGGGAGGCGGAGUGCGGGCAGGCAGAGGGCAACCCGCAUGACGGGGAGCGGCGGCGGCUGGUGGAGAUGCUGGGGGAGGCACGGGGGGAGGUGGAGGCGGUGGAGGGGGAGGUGGAUGCGGGGGAGGCGCAGCUGGGCGUGAUGAAGCAAGUGGACGCCGCCUUUGGCCUCGCUGGCGUGCAGAGCUUUGUGUUGGAGGGCGCCCUGUGGGAGCUGGACGCCCAUGUGGCCCGCUACCUCGCUGCACUCUCAGGGGGCGCGCUGCUCCUGCACCUCUCGCCCACCCGCGCCGCCGCCACUGCCACCAAGGCCGCCCGGGGGAAGAAGACAAAGAAGGCCAGUGGGACGGGGAAGAGCAGGGUGGCGGAUAGCAGCACAGACUCGGAAGCGUCGAGCGACAGUGGGGGAAGUGAAAGGGGAGAGGGGGACGAGGAGGGGGCAGCAGAGGAGGCGGGAAAUGGCAGCGGGGGGGAGGGGCAGGUGUUGGAGAGGAUAGACAAGAGUGUGCGCGUGCGCCUGGCCUCAGGGGAGCUCGUCCCGCGGGCGCUGCGCCAGCUCAGCGGGGGGGAGCGGCGCCGUGUGGCGCUGGCCCUGGCGCUGGCGUUUGCUGAGCUGGCGGCGGAGCGCAGUGGCGUGCGCUACGACCUGCUGGUGCUGGACGAGGUCUUCCAGCAUCUGGACGACGAGGGCGUGGCGGCGGUGGCAGAGGUGCUGCGGUCGCUACCGCAGCGCACGGUGGUGGUGGUGUCGCAGGCCAACAGCCGGGAGGCACUCGCAGAGUUUGGCGUGGUGGACUGGGUGGUGAAGCGCAACGACGUGGCCACCGUGGAGCUCGCUCACAUGUAG
Molecule: messenger RNA, 4002 nt
Organism: Closterium sp. NIES-65
Lineage: Eukaryota; Viridiplantae; Streptophyta; Zygnematophyceae; Desmidiales; Closteriaceae
Source: the annotation of a GenBank genome assembly